Messenger RNA from Aedes aegypti (yellow fever mosquito), 1794 nucleotides. RefSeq names its product probable cytochrome P450 6a14. The record is from RefSeq and is a predicted model, not a curated record. Lineage: Eukaryota; Metazoa; Arthropoda; Insecta; Diptera; Culicidae. The coding region runs from base 181 to 1680 and encodes 499 amino acids. Gene Ontology annotation, molecular function: heme binding; oxidoreductase activity, acting on paired donors, with incorporation or reduction of molecular oxygen; iron ion binding. The transcript is spliced from 2 exons.
GCCGUAUGAUACGAAAGAUUAAGCUUGUAUGAGUAGCUAUCAUCUGUUCAGCGCAAUUCGCGUGGCUCUCAGACAGAAGACAUACGGUGCGGGAUUAUUUUCUCAUGUGCAUGGUAAAGGCUUCACUUCGGUGCCGGCCAUCGGCAAGUACGCGUUCAGCUCCCGCAGAGAGACACAACUAUGUGGAUCUACUUACUAAUUGCCGCAAUCACACUCUCGGUUCUUCUAGUGCGUAGAAAGUAUUCGUACUGGAAGCGCCAUGGAGUGCCCUACAUUAAGCCAACGUUUCCGUUUGGAAACAUUCGCCCUGCUGGAAAUCGAGUUCAUUCUUCCCAGUUGAUGACCCGUUACUACAACGAGCUCAAAGGUAAGCAUCAGUUCGGAGGUAUCUUUUUCUUCACCAAUCCGGUUGCCUUGGCCCUGGAUCUGGAAUUCAUAAAGGAUGUACUGGUGCGGGACUUUCAGUACUUCCACGAUCGCGGAAUGUACUACAACGAGCGGGAUGAUCCCAUAUCCGGUCAUUUGUUCAACAUCGAGGGAACUCAAUGGACCAAUCUGCGUAAGAAGUUGCUGCCAACAUUCUCGUCGGGCAAAUUGAAAAUGAUGAGUCCGACGAUUAUAUCCGUUGCCGAACGGUUUCAAGAAUGCCUGGAAAAGUGCAUAACUGUAGAUACAGAAAUCGAAAUGAAAGAUCUCCUCGCUCGAUUUACCACCGAUGUCAUCGGAACUUGUGCCUUCGGAAUCGAUUGCAACAGUUUGAAUGACCCGGAAGUGGAGUUUCGCAAAAUGGGCAACAAAAUGUUUGAACUCCCUACCGGAAGAAUACUAAAGUUCUUUUUCAUAUCAACGUUCAAAAACCUCGCAAGAAAAGCACGACUCAAGUCCGUUCCCGAGGAUGUGUCGGAAUUCUUUUUCAGGGUCGUUCGCGAAACGAUCGAUUAUCGCGAGAAGAGCCACAUCCAGAGGAACGAUUUUAUGAACCUGUUGAUGCAACUGAGGGAGAAGGGCGCGCUGGAGGGUUCUGACGAGAAGGUGGGCACGCUAAGUAUGAACGAGGUGGUGGCGCAAGCUUUCGUGUUUUUCCUUGGCGGAUUCGAAACGUCCAGCACAACGAUGUCGUACUGCUUGUACGAGCUAUCGCUACACGAAGACAUUCAAGAACGUGCCCGAGAGUGCGUACAGAGCGCUAUCGCAAAGCACGGAGGCUUCAAUUACGACGCUGUGAUGGAUAUGAACUAUCUGGAGCAGUGCAUUAACGAAUCCUUAAGAAAAUACCCACCGGGUGCAAACUUGGUGCGAUGUGCCACCAAAGACUAUCAAGUGCGCAAUUCCAGCGUGGUGUUCAAGAAGGGGAUGAGCGUGAUGGUGCCUAUUUACGCCAUCCAUCACGACGCGGAAUACUAUCCGGACCCGGAACGAUACGACCCCGAGAGGUUCGGGGUGGAAGAGCUCGCCAAACGUCCACCGUUUACUUUCAUGCCAUUCGGGGAGGGACCCCGUAUUUGUAUAGCGGCUCGAUUCGGUAUGAUGGAAUCGAAAAUAGGCCUGGCGGCGUUGCUGAUGAAUUUUAAAUUUUCCAAAUGCUCAAAAUCCAUUGUGCCAUUGGUUAUUUCCAACAAGCAUGUUGUGCUAACCCCUGCCGGGGGAUUGUGGUUAAAGGUGGAGAAACUUGAACAGUAGUGAGGAGCGUGAGAAUCUUGAUCUUGAAGUUAUUUAUGAUUAGUAUUAAUAUAUUUUAAAUGCUUCCACUGUAAGUGGUUAAUGAAGUAUUAAUAAAGGAUCAGUAUAAAUUUG